AUGUCCCAGUUGUCGCUGGCAGCUCUCCCCGAUCCCAACCUCAAUCUUGCCCCGCUACGAAUGAUGGUGGACGACGGUGUCCACGGACUAUCGGCGCCGGCGCCACUGGAGCCCAUCUCCCGGCCGAGCUCGGCCUCGACACAGGCAUCGCUCGCCCAGCUGCCGGGCAUCUCCUCUCUCGCCAUGGGCGCCGGCAUGUCUGGCCGGAGCUCUCCACAGCCAAAACCAUCGACAAUGGCAAUGUCCACGGCUCUGGCAGGACUAUCGGCCCUGCAUUCCAGCACGUCGUCGCCGGCCGCCACAUCUACCGGCGGUUCGGCUGGCAAUCUGAUUGCACAAUCAGGCUCCCCCAGAGACGACCCGGGACCGCUCAGGAAGAUGGCAACCAUGGCUAACCAUGAUCGCGAAACCACGCAGCCAAUAUGUCAAAACUGCGCGACUUCGACCACACCGUUAUGGCGGCGCGACGAGAUGGGCUCCGUGCUGUGCAAUGCCUGCGGACUCUUUCUCAAGCUGCACGGCCGCCCGCGUCCCAUCUCCCUGAAGACCGACGUGAUCAAGAGCCGCAACCGAGUGAAGACGUCGAUGCGACCUGACCUGGCCAUGAAGAAGAAGAACGCAGCCGCCGUCGCUGCCGCUGCUGCCGGCGUUGAUCAGAACGGCGUGGUAGACUUGCAAAGCCAGGCUUACGCUGCCACGGCCGCGCUCACAGCGCGGCGGGUAUCGCAGAAGCCAGCCAACGGCCAUCUCGACGGAGAGCACUCACUGGGCAGCGCGGCCUCGGGAAUGUACACGCACACGUCGUCGGGAGGCUACCCGAUGCUGGACGACGGACAAUACCAGAGCCAACACCUGCAGCCGUUUGGCGCGUCCGGAACGUCGCCCAGUCGUGCUGUGUCGCCUUUGAAUGGCGACCGCAUGGAUCCGCAGAACCAGGACCAGCUCCUAGCCGCAAACUCGAGCCUGAAGACCCGCGUGGCUGAGUUGGAGGUCAUUAACGACUUUAUCCAGCGCCGGCUGGGCCACUACGAGCCGCCCUAUGGGACAGGUCAGGACGGCCAGGACGCAAACCACCAGGCUAUCGAGGCGCAGCUGCGAUCACAGGUCGAGCUGCUGACGCAGUCGGAGACACAGCUGCGCUCGCAGCUCGAAGAGAGCCACCGGCGGGAGAACAUGCUGAAGCGGCGCCUCGACGAAUUAGAGCUCGAGCUGACCGAGUCAAAAAAUGCCCUCGGCGCCUACGAGAGCGGACGGAUCAAACGGCCGCGUCUCUCAUCGCCGGUAGCCGACGUACCCGCCGACGCAUUGGUAGAAGCGACGACAGCAGACGUUUGCGCAAACACGAAAGGCACGAUUGAGGACGCUAGCCUGACCAAGGACAUUGAUGUCAACAAUGAUGUCAGCAACGGUGCCAACAACGAUAUCGGCAACGAUGACAAUAAAGCAGUUGUUUUUCCCGAAGAGGCAGACAAGAAGAUGGCAGAUAGCGACGAGAUUGCGGCGAUCGAAGCGACUAAGGACGUGCCAAACGGCGCCUCUGGGGACGAGGCCACCGUCACAAUGCAGACAGCGAAGCAAGCCUUGGAAGAGACUUCCCAACUGUCAGAAGCGAUAAGGCCGAGCUCACCCAAGCCAUGA
This is a messenger RNA of Grosmannia clavigera kw1407, 1638 nucleotides long. Its product is annotated as gata transcription factor. The record is from RefSeq and is a predicted model, not a curated record. Lineage: Eukaryota; Fungi; Ascomycota; Sordariomycetes; Ophiostomatales; Ophiostomataceae. The transcript has 4 exons. Gene Ontology annotation, molecular function: RNA polymerase II cis-regulatory region sequence-specific DNA binding; zinc ion binding; DNA-binding transcription factor activity, RNA polymerase II-specific. Gene Ontology annotation, biological process: negative regulation of transcription by RNA polymerase II; positive regulation of transcription by RNA polymerase II. Bases 1 to 1638 code for a protein of 545 amino acids.